AUUUGCCAAAAGAAAAAAAAAGAAGUAAAAGCAGUCAUUGACAAAAAAGAGAAAACAGUGAGAUGAGAUCUGCGUAAUAGCAUGACAAAAAAAAAAAAAAAAAAAAGUUUGCGUAAUAAUAAACACUAAAAAAAAUGAAAUGAGGGCGAAGUUGAGAGUCAGUAGCAAUCCCGUUUGAAAAUGCACGGUAGGCCUCGCAAAGCGUUGAAGGAAGAAGAUGCAGCUGCUGCUUCAGCCAAAGCUGAAAAGCUUCGUUCAGUCCAAUUGCAGUUCCUCGCCAAUCACCACAAUCGCAUAUAUAGCAAGGAAGCACUAGAUGUGAGCGCGAAGCUUCUAGAAGUUAAUCCAGAGUGCUACACUGCUUGGAAUUACAGAAAGCUCGCCGUUCAACACCUCCUCUCUGACUCCGAUUCCGAUCCUUACUCUCUCUUCGACAACGAGCUCAAACUCGCGGAGAUUGCGUUGAGGAAGAAUUUCAAGUCUUAUGGUGCGUGGCAUCAUAGAAAAUGGGUACUAAGCAAGGGGCAUUCAUCCAUAGACAACGAAUUGCGUCUUCUCAAUGGUUUUCAGAAGGCAGAUCCUCGAAAUUUUCACGCAUGGAAUUAUCGAAGGUUUGUUGCUUCACUGAUGAAACGAUCAGAUGAGGAUGAGUUGAAAUACACGGAGGAUGUGAUAGGGGCUAAUUUCAGUAAUUACUCUGCGUGGCACAAUCGUAGUUGGCUUUUGUCUAAUUUACUGAAAAGUAAGGCUGAAGGAUAUUUCCCUAAAGAAAAAGUUUUGAAAGAGGAGUUUGAGCAUGUCCACAAUGCUAUUUUCACCGAUCCAGAUGAUCAGAGUGGAUGGUUUUAUCAUCUUUGGCUUAUUGAUCAAACUGUGAAAACUGAUGCUCCUCUACUUGUUUCAUCUUGGCCUUCCCAUGGAUCUAAUAUAACCCUAAAUGGGAACAACUUCCCAAUCCUUCUUUAUUUCAAUCAAGCUGUUGAAGGCAUAAACACAUUCACAGUGGCUAUUAAAUCUGAAAUUUUAAAGGAGGAACUUGUUUGGAAACCACUUUCAACAAACAAUUCAAAUACUGCUCAAGUUUGGGUUGCAUAUCUAAACCUUGGAACUAUGGAGCUUCAACUGUCAAAAACUUAUUCUGUAGAGAUCAACAUUGGACAUUCUAAGGGUAUUGUAUCUCCAAGCGGAAAUCACUACGGUGAUCCUUCCCAAAUUUCCUUUAAAGUGUUUGUACAGCUUCCAUAUACUGAACCUACUGAAGGACAGGGUGGAAAAAGGACUAUGUGGAAUGAUAUAAAUUUCCAAAAAGUUGAUCAUUUUCAGGAAUCAAAUUCAAUUGUUUCUUCUGAUCAAAAUCACCUUAAUCCAACAAUAUCCAAUUGGUGCAUGGAGGAAAUUAAUGAAGAGAUAACUAAAUUUCGGGACUUAUUGUCAGAGUAUGACUGUAAAAUUGGAAGGCUUACUCUUGCAAGACUUUUGAGUGCUCUUGAUUUGUUAUCAUCUCAACACGAUAGAAGAAAAUCUCACAUCGAAGAAGUUCUUCAACUUUACACUGAUUUGAUGAAGUUGGAUCCAACACAUUCUCUAUACUAUAAGGAUGAGCGUAGUCGGACGUUACUUCAGCAGAUAACUUCAACCAGGGAGUCUUUACUACCAUACUGCCACUAUUAUAAAGAUGCAACAGAAGCAAUCACUGGUUAUGUCUGUCUACGAUUACAGAAUCUAUCAUUGUCACGGAUGGGGUCUGUUGAGAAUUUAUUGUGGGUGCAAAUGCUAGACCUUAGUCACAAUGAACUUCAAUCCAUUGACGGGUUGGAGGCCAUGCAGCUUCUAUCUUGCUUAAAUCUGAGUCAUAAUAAACUUGCUAGUUUUACUGCUUUGGGGCCUCUCAGAUUGCUCAAGUCACUUAAAGUGUUGAAUAUCUCAUACAAUGAAUUAGGCUCUCACUCAAUUGACACAACAAGAUAUUUAUGCUCUUCUCCUUUAGCUCAUACUGAAGAAUUUGCAUGGGACCGUUUUGAAAUCCUCAUGGGCAGCAUUGGUGCUGCAAAAUUUUGGGAAGCUUUCUUGAUACUUGGAAGCUUGAAAUUGACUGAGUUAAACAUAACAGGGAAUGCAGUAGCUGAUGAGAACUUCAGGUCAUUUUUUGUCAAAGUUUUGCCAACACUCAAGUGGCUAGAUGAUGAAGAAUUAUCUUGACCAAUCUUGGCUUCUAAAGAUACAGUUUUAUCUUUCUGGUAUAAUGAAGAUAUACUUCUGCACCCAGCAGAUUGUUCACUCAUUGGGUAAACCUGUCCUUGACAAAGGACAUUUUUUAACCCGUUUCACAUUUGGUCCUUGUUUGCAUCAGGUGCUGGACUGCUAGUAUGGUUACGCUAUUAAAAGUGGGUAACAUUUUUAUACUGUCUAUACAAAUGCCAACUACGGCUUUGAGGAGUAAUACGACCUUCCUGUUCAAAUUUCUAUGCUUUGCCUUAGUCAUGAAGGAGAAGAUGCAGUUUGUACGGUUCUUAAGCAUGUACAACUACAACAUCUUUGAUAUUUGCCAUGUUAGCCUUUAAUUUCGCUCAAUUUAUAUAAUUUUUGGUGCACUGACAAAUGAAGAUAUUUUCAUUCUAUUGUGAAGGAUGAAAGAAUCAUUUUUGUGUAAUCAAUCUCUCAUCUUCCCUCUACCUUGUAUUGCGAACAAGACAUGCUUAAAACUGUGAUUAUGACUUGCUGGCCUUGCUAUGAGUAAAUUGAUUUUACGAAUCAAUAGAAAAAAAA
Abrus precatorius (Indian licorice) is the source of this 2766-nucleotide messenger RNA. Its product is annotated as geranylgeranyl transferase type-2 subunit alpha 1. Gene Ontology annotation, molecular function: protein binding; Rab geranylgeranyltransferase activity. The coding region runs from base 181 to 2199 and encodes 672 amino acids. Lineage: Eukaryota; Viridiplantae; Streptophyta; Magnoliopsida; Fabales; Fabaceae. Gene Ontology annotation, biological process: protein geranylgeranylation. The record is from RefSeq and is a predicted model, not a curated record. The transcript has 8 exons. Gene Ontology annotation, cellular component: Rab-protein geranylgeranyltransferase complex; cytoplasm.